AUUUGGAAAAAAAGAGAAAAGAAAAGAAAAUCUCCAUUAACACAUAACGUGAAAAGAGAGCGAAAUCUGUUGAGACGAAUUCCCAAACCCCCCUGGUAGUGGUGGUGUGCGUGCGAAUUCUCUAUCAGGGAAUGGUGUUUUGAGAAUCAAGGCGGUGGCGAGAUGUCGUCGGGAGGCGAGUUUGGCGAUCGCGCUGUGUUAUUGCGGUCAAAUUCAUCCGAAUCCGAAGGCGAUCUGGAGCGGGGAGGCGCGCUGUCCCCGGCCAGGAAUAGUAAUACCAGCAAUAAGGGGUGUUUUCCGUCGGAUCUCUUGAAGCGUUUUGAUCGCGGAUUGUCGGGUUCGGGGCGUAGGUUGAGCGUCAAGCUCCGGCCUGAUAGGGAGCAUCAUCGGCUUUCCUCUUCUUCCCCUUCUUCACCUGCGCCUUCAGAUCACGGCGUUAGUGCCAAUGCCGCUGCCGCUGAUGAUAUUCUAACGGAAAGUGCGCCGCCGGAGUGGGCGUUGCUGCUAUUUGGAUGCCUCCUUGGGGUUGCUACGGGACUUUGUGUCGCUGCUUUUAACCGUGGGGUUCAUGUAAUACAUGAGUGGGCGUGGGCUGGUACACCAAAUGAAGGUGCUGCUUGGCUUCGGCUACAAAGGCUAGCUGAUACUUGGCACCGUAUACUUUUGAUACCAGUCUUGGGCGGAGUAGUUGUGGGUGUUUUGCAUGGUCUUCUUGAAAUUAUGGGUCAGAUAAAGCAGUCCACCUCUUCUCAAGGACAACGCUUGGACGUACUUGCAGCAAUCUUCCCGAUGGUGAAGGCAGUCCAGGCUGCUGUAACUUUGGGUACUGGCUGUUCUUUGGGUCCUGAAGGUCCUAGUGUUGAUAUUGGAAAAUCAUGUGCUAAUGGAUUCUCAGUAAUGAUGGAAAGCAAUAGGGAAAGGAGAAUUGCUCUUGUUGCUGCUGGAGCAGCUGCUGGAAUUGCUUCAGGUUUCAAUGCAGCCGUUGCUGGGUGCUUCUUUGCCAUUGAAACAGUUUUGAGGCCUCUCCGUGCUGAAAACUCUCCUCCGUUUACAACAGCAAUGAUAAUAUUGGCCUCUGUUAUCUCAUCCACUGUAUCAAAUGCUGUGCUUGGGGAUAUGCAGACUUUCACAGUGCCCACGUAUGAUUUGAAAUCUGCUGCUGAGCUACCCUUGUACCUUAUAUUGGGGAUGUUAUGCGGAGUAGUAAGUGUGGUUUUCACGCGCUUGUUGGAUUGGUUCACUAAGGCAUUUCAUUUCAUCAAAGAAAAAUUUGGGAUUCCAGAUGUAGUCUGUCCUGCUUUGGGAGGUUUAGGAGCUGGGCUGAUAGCUUUAAGGUAUCCUGGAAUAUUGUAUUGGGGUUUCACUAACGUCGAUGAAAUUUUGCAUACUGGAAAGACUGCAUCGGCUCCUGGAAUCUGGCUUCUAGCUCAAUUAUCUGCAGCAAAAGUUGUUGCCACUGCUCUAUGUAAGGGGUCUGGCCUUGUAGGUGGCUUAUAUGCCCCAAGUUUGAUGAUUGGUGCUGCUGUUGGUGCAGUAUUUGGGGGCUCCGCUGGAGAGCUUAUUAAUUCUGCUAUUCCAGGAAAUGCAGCCAUUGCUGAGCCACAGGCCUAUGCACUGGUGGGAAUGGCUGCAACAUUAGCCUCUGUUUGUUCAGUACCUUUAACUUCAGUUCUUCUUCUCUUUGAGCUGACUAAAGAUUAUAGAAUCUUGCUUCCCCUCAUGGGGGCAGUUGGAUUAGCAAUAUGGGUACCCUCUGUGACAAUUCCUGCAAAGGAGACAGAGGUAUCAGAUACAAAGAGUACUGCACGAGGUUAUCAUGUUGUUUCACCAUCUGAAGGCGAAAAUGAGGGUAUCUGGAGACAAGCUGGUGAAAGGGAUGAUAUAGAACUCUCGCUUAUAUGCACCUCCAGUAACUAUCAACCAACAGAUAUUGAUAUUUUACUGGAAACUACGAAGGUUGCUCAGGCUAUGUCAAACAAUUAUUUGAAAGUUUCUCUAACCCAAACUGUGAGAGAGGCUCUAAACAUUAUGCGAGAUGGUCAGCAACAUUGUGUCCUUGUUGUUGAUGCUGAAGAUUCUUUGGAAGGUAUUUUGACACACGGGGACAUAAGAAGGUGUUUAUCCCAAAGAUCUAGUGAUGCUUCUGUCAGUGAAUCAGGAGAUGUAAACACAUGCACUGUUUCCUCUAUUUUCACUCGGGGGAUAAACUAUCGUGGACGGGAGCGUGGACUUUUGAUUUGUUAUCCAGACACUGAUCUGGCAAUGGCCAAGCAGCUAAUGGAGGCUAAGGGAAUCAAACAAUUACCUGUAAUUAAGCGUGCUGAAGAUGCUCAAAGAGAAAGAAAACGCAGGGCUGUGGCUAUUCUUUAUUAUGAUUCGAUCUGGAGUUAUCUCAGAGAUGAACUCAAUCAUCAUCUGAAGUCGGUCAACCCACAGGAAGAUGAUUCUGUGAAGAUGAUAACAAACGGCCAUCAAUGACAUGAGACCAUCUAUAAUCAGCCAUGAAAAUUUCCCAAUGUGCCUGGGCCAAGGUACCUGAAGUUCUUAUGAUGGAAUCUUAUUUUCCGCUGCGGUUUUGUAUCACAAGGGCGCAUAGGGAACACAUCAUGUUUGCUUCUUCUUGUGUUGAGGAUAGAUUUAUGGCAAUGAUUGAUGUUCCAACACUUACCUUAGGUGUAAUCUAGAACACGCUUAUUGUACAUGAUAUUUUCCGGCAGUUUAAAUGUCAAUUGAAGGAGUUACACACAAAGGGAAAAUCGAGACAGAAAAUACAAUACUAUUCAUGACAGGAAAUUUGAAGGGGUUUUUGUGAGUGCCAUCUCUGAAAUCUGGAGCUAUCUAGAUUCUUAUCCAAGAUCCCAUGUCAACAUUGUAAUAUACGUUCUGCAAGCUUCUGUAUAACAUACUUCCCUCUUGUAAUGACUGCCCUUCAAAAAUUUCAUUGAAGUUUGAGUUGUUAUUUUAUAACAUA
Molecule: messenger RNA, 2971 nt
Organism: Sesamum indicum (sesame)
Lineage: Eukaryota; Viridiplantae; Streptophyta; Magnoliopsida; Lamiales; Pedaliaceae
Gene: CLC-F
Product: chloride channel F
Biological process (GO): transmembrane transport; chloride transport
Cellular component (GO): membrane; chloroplast; Golgi apparatus
Molecular function (GO): chloride transmembrane transporter activity
Source: RefSeq, a predicted model, not a curated record